Messenger RNA from Zingiber officinale, 1291 nucleotides. RefSeq names its product probable GDP-L-fucose synthase 1. Lineage: Eukaryota; Viridiplantae; Streptophyta; Magnoliopsida; Zingiberales; Zingiberaceae. Gene Ontology annotation, biological process: nucleotide-sugar biosynthetic process. Bases 19 to 1113 code for a protein of 364 amino acids. The record is from RefSeq and is a predicted model, not a curated record. Gene Ontology annotation, molecular function: GDP-L-fucose synthase activity. The transcript has a single exon.
GGAUCACGUGUCACUCACAUGACCUUCUCCGCACCAGUCUCCCCAUUAUUAGAUUGCAAUACCCUUUCCACCGUCGCAGAUUCCGGCGAUAUCGUCUCGUUCGUCUCCUUAAUGGAAUCCAUGGGAGCAUCACCGGAAGAUCAGACGGAGGUGGUCGCCUCGUUCCUCUCCGACACCGACGCGAAGGUGUUCGUCGCCGGCCACCGAGGCCUCGUCGGCUCCGCCAUCCACCGCAAGCUCGUCGCUCUCGGAUUCACUAAACUCCUCCUUCGCACCCACGCCGAGGUCGAUCUCACUCGCCAGGCCGACGUCGAGGCUUUCUUCGCCGCCGAACGCCCUCGCUACGUCAUCGUCGCCGCUGCCAAGGUCGGUGGCAUCCACGCUAAUUCCACCUACCCCGCCGAUUUCAUCGCCGUCAACCUACAGAUCCAGACCAACAUUAUCGAUGCCUCCCUCCGCUGCACCGGCGGAGCCGUCAGCAAACUCUUCUUUCUCGGCUCUUCCUGCAUCUACCCCAAGCACGCCCCCCAGCCGAUCCCGGAAUCCGCCCUCCUCUCCGGCCCGCUCGAGCCUACCAACGAGUGGUAUGCCGUCGCGAAAAUUGCUGGCAUCAAGAUGUGCCAAGCCUACCGGAUCCAGCACGGCCUCGACGCAAUCUCCGCCAUGCCCACCAACCUCUACGGCCCUCAGGACAAUUUCCACCCGGAGAAUUCCCACGUUCUCCCGGCACUGAUCCGACGCUUCCACAACGCGAAGAUCUCUGGCGCUAAUGAGGUCGUCGUCUGGGGCACCGGUUCUCCACUGCGCGAGUUCCUCCACGUCGAUGAUCUUGCCGACGCGGUGGUCUUCCUAAUGGACCGGUACUCCGGCUUAGAGCACGUCAAUGUUGGGAGUGGUAAGGAGGUGACAAUAAAAGAACUCGCGGAGCUUGUGAAGGAGGUGGUCGGCUUCCAGGGUGAUCUUGUGUGGGACAAGACGAAGCCCGAUGGGACGCCGAGAAAACUCAUGGACAGCUCUAUGCUGGCUGGAAUGGGGUGGGAGGCUAAGAUCCCCCUCCGCGAAGGACUGGCAGAUACCUACAAGUGGUACGUUGAUAAUGUUGUGGACAAUUAACCAUCAUUUGUUGUUCUGUUGCAGUAUUAUUUUUAUCAUGUUUCAUUAUGCUUUUGGGACUAGAAUUCAAUCUUCUAUAGUUACCUAUUUGCGAUGAUUUAUAAGAGUUCUACCUCCUUUCUGUUGAUUUUGUCUUAUCAAGAGAAUAGAUCUAUGAAAAUAAAUUUGGAAUUGGAUG